Molecule: messenger RNA, 2274 nt
Organism: Mollisia scopiformis
Lineage: Eukaryota; Fungi; Ascomycota; Leotiomycetes; Helotiales; Mollisiaceae
Exons: 1
Coding region: 1-2274 (757 amino acids)
Biological process (GO): carbohydrate metabolic process
Source: RefSeq, a predicted model, not a curated record
AUGUUCAAGAGUCGUUUGUCAAGAUGCUUUUUACUUUUCGCCAGUGCCCAUGCAUACAUUGAUCGACGGAAUUUCAACUCAACCUUGUUUUCAAACGGUACGCUUACAGUAGUUGACACUGGGAUCGAGUAUAAAGGAGAAAGCUGGACAGCGUACGAAGAUCUUACCAGAAUCGAUGGUCAGCUCUACUUCGUAUCUGCCAGCGGGCUGACCAGAAAUCUCACCCGUCACCUCGAGCAAUCUUAUGACCCUAUCCCUGGCACCGGAUCAGUCCAAUUCUUUCUGGGUCUCAAUCAAAGCGAAGUGAACUUGGCUCUACCCGACCUUCUCGCAGAUGAGUUACUCAAGGACGGUGAGCCUGUGGAAGCACAUGUUCGUGAUGCGGUGCCACAAGUCAUUUUCACUUAUCAGUCGUUUGUUGGGAACGUUCAAGCCAAUGACACCAUGUUCAUCGAUGCUUAUGGAUCAACGAACAACGUUGCUCCUCUCCACGGGAUGACUAUCCAGUCGCAAUCUUACUGGAACUACUCGUAUGAUGGCCUUGUUGGUGGCUGGCAACCCAUUGUUCGAAAGCUUUGGCGACUAUCACCAGAUUCUGACAAUUGGCUCGAAGUCAUCGCGUUCGGAGACGCCGAUUCAGUUGAACCUUUUAUUGUCAAGACUUGGUUCCGAUCUACCCUCGUAAUCGAUGGGAAAAUCCAGCAACAGCAAUUCUCACGAGAGUAUCCAGCCUCUCUUCCUGCUCGGCCCAGCCCUCAGUCUCAUGAUUUUUACAGUGCUUUAUUGCGCUCAAGCGACUACUGGGACAACUAUCUGGAGGAUAUGUCUGCUCUCACACUUCCUGAUCAAAGCUGGGCUGACUUUACGAAACACACAUUUGCAGUCGAGCUUCUUGUACGAUAUGGUGGCAAAUAUCCCAAGUAUGGGUUUUAUGAUCGUAAUUAUGCGGGAUCUGAGUACGAUGGCUUCCAAGAUAUUUUCACGAGCUCCGUCAUGGCCAACUUGCUCUGGGGUCGCUUUGAUCAGGCGCAGGCAGUUAUCGAGAACUACUUUGAUUGGUUUGUGAGUGAUACUGGAGACAUCAAUAUGAGAGGACCAGAAAUCCCACAAUUUGGUCUUUCAUUAUCAUUGCUUGCUGUGUACUCCCGAUAUACGGGGGACGCAGCAUUGCUCUCCAAAUACGAGGCUAAGAUACUCGCCUGGGUUAGCAUCCUUGAAACACUUCACGACGAGAGCUUGACUUUGUCAAAGAUGGAUCCGAACUACGGUCUCAUCGCAGGAUGGAGCGAGUCCGACUCUUGUCUCUCCAGCAACUAUACCUUUUAUAUCGCUCCUUACUGGAAUAACAAUAUCAACGCAGCUCGUGGUCUCAAAGACCUGAGCACCCUUUCGUUCUUCAACUCCUACACUGCAGAAUGGUCAACCAGAGCAUCCACCAUGAUCAACCAAACUAUUUCCACUCUUUUAAGCGUCGUAGACUACAAUAUGACCCCGCCGUAUGUUCCCGUCCUACCCAUCACCAAUGGAACUGUCAGAGAAUGCAUGCAAACCCAGUCCGAAUGCCAACAAAUGUGGUCCCAUCGCGUUUACUCCGAGAUGCUGCAACCUGGCAUUCUUCCCGCAAAUCUAGCGAACAUGACAAUAAACUCCAUGCGCGCAAAUGGGAUCACAUCUCUUGGCAUAGUCGCCAACGUUGGUCUAAUCUCCCCUGACUCCCGAGAUAUCCUCGGCUUUAUAUCUUAUGGUUACGCACAAGCACUCUUGCUUCUUGACCGCUCAGACGAAUUUAUCUUUUUCAUGUAUGCUCAUCGGUAUCAUGUCCACUCGCGCGGACAGUGGAUAGCUACCGAGGUUGCAGGUACUGCUGGUGGAGUGGGAGAUGAGAAUCCAUUCUGUGUGCCAGCUGCGAUGACAGCCCCGAUUUUGAUGAGAUUGGCACUGGUUAUGGAGGAUCCGGAUGAGGAGAUUCUGUAUCUUGGGCGAGGAGUUCCAACAGCUUGGUUGGAGACUGGGAAAGAAGUUAGCACACAGCAAGCGCCAACGAGGUGGGGGAGGGUUGAUUUCUCUAUUCAGAUGAGUGAGAAGUUGGAAGCGAAGAUCAGAUUCCAGGGAGCUCCGCCACUUGAAGUGCGUGUUAAGAUGAGGUUGCCGAGGAACCAAACUCUGAGCUUUGUUACUGUCAACGACAACGCGACGCUACCAUAUGCUGAAGAAUUGGUUCUGGACACGAGAGUCUUUGCAGAGCCAAUUGACAUUCAAGGCAUUUUCCAAUAG